Messenger RNA from Anoplopoma fimbria (sablefish), 1149 nucleotides. RefSeq lists its product as uncharacterized. The coding region runs from base 1 to 1149 and encodes 382 amino acids. The record is from RefSeq and is a predicted model, not a curated record. Lineage: Eukaryota; Metazoa; Chordata; Actinopteri; Perciformes; Anoplopomatidae. The transcript has 3 exons.
AUGCUGGCCACCUGCUGGACCCAGACGGCGCCCCAGAGCCCGACCAUACCGGCAAGGGUGAUGAACAUAGACACGCAGGCCAUAUUGGACACCGGCAGCGUGGUCACCCUCCUCCGCCCCGACUUGGCGGGAGGGAGGGAGGGGGAUCCCAUGGACGUGGCCUGCGUGCAUGGGGACAUACGGACCUACAAGACAUGCCAUGUGGUAGUACAGAGAACCUCCCCGUCGGGGGCGAGGAGAGCUCGGCAGGCGUACGGGGCCACACGGCGCCCGUCGUCCCUCAGGGAAUCGACGGCAGAGGACCAGGAGUCCGAGGGAGACGGACCCUCCCAACCCGGAUCACCGGGACCCCAACCCGGCACCCCGGACACCCUCACAGCGUCCGAGCAACCCAACCCCCGGAAGACCCGGAGAGCUCCCCCUCACCGAGUUUUCCGAUUUCCUUCCGGAGAAGGAGGUAGGCCCGGCCCGACCAGGACAGUUCGCCAGCGCCCAGCUCCAAGACGAGGCCCUGAAACACGCUUGGAGCCAUGUGGUGGCCCACGACGGUCAGGCCCGGGACUCGUGCACACGGACGCCUCGGAGGUCGGGCUGGGGGGAGUCCUGUCCCAGGUCCGGGCAGGAGAGGAGCACCCCAUCAUGUACAUCAGCCGGAGACUACUGCCGAAUGAGAGAAACUACUCGACGGUAGAAAAAGAGGCCCUGGCCAUCAAGUGGAGCCUCGACAAACUGAGAUACUACCUCCUAGGGCGGGAGUUCACUCUGGUCACCGACCACGCGCCACUAAAAUGGAUGGCAGGCGCCAAAAACACGAACGCCCGAGUGACACGAUGGUUCCUGGCCCUACAGGACUUCAGAUUCAAGGUGGACCACCGACCGGGCCGAGAGCACGCCAACGCCGACGCCCUGUCACGACGGGACGCUUGCCUGGGGGGAUUCCCCGGCUACCGGAGGCCUGAGCAAACGGUGGGGGAGUGUGGCAUCCCGCCCCUUAAACCUCGGCCCGGACGGGCCCGAGGGUUCGUGUUGGAUGGCACAUACCACCGCCAUCCACCAGCCGGCGACAAAGAGCCUCCCCGAGGGCGCACUAACGAACGAGAGUGGAAACAGCUGGCGGGGAGAGGACAGGAACCGGAAGCCCCGAUAUAA